GCCCUUCCCCACCACGGCCACCAGUAGCGGCGGAGACUUGCUGACUGCGUGGAUUCCAGAGCCCAGUCGGGGCCCAGAUGCGGCGUUGGAUCUCCAUCGGCUGCUCCGAUAAUCCACCAGCCCCUAAUGAAAGUGCUGAUGUUUCCGUUCGACACGAUCGCGAUUAGAUGAGCACUUGCAGGGGGACAAUGGACGGACAUUGGUAGCACAUUGGAGACAUUCGCUGGGAUUCGUCAGUAUCGGAAAUUAAUUUGUAACAUGCUCUCAUUCGGGAACCGCAAGCCACACGCAGAUAAUGGAACAGGCCUGAUUGUCAUGUUUUGUUUAUACAUAUCUGUGUGGAGUUUCAUAAAUGGCAGAACGGCCAGGCCCGGACCCGCCCUUAUCCUCGCCCGGAUCUGAGCCCUCGAAGGCCACAGAUGACGUGACGUGUCCCACUUGAGGCCUCCACUUGAGUUCGGCUCCGUUAAUUUUCCACCCAUCGGCCGGCGCGGCUCCUUAUCAAGCAAGUGAAACAAAUGGCUAAAAGAGUCCUCUGCCCUAUGCAAAUCCGCCACACGAUAACAAAUACAGGGUCUAUAAAUAAACAAAUCGCUGUUUGCUCGCCAUUAGCUGUGUAAUUUUAUGCAGAUAAUAAAGCGGUUACGGCGAUAAGGAGGCCCAUGUAAGAGGCUAGAGGUCGCCGCGGCGCAGUCUGCCCGGACAAUAUUACAAAGGAGUCUUGGAGGCGUCUAUCAACUGGAGAGUAACAAUCCCCGAAAGGCGUUCCUCACCGAAUAUGAUACAAACUCGAGAUAAAUGGAAAUGUAUGCCGGAGAAGUACGAAAACAUCAUAUAUGCCUGGGAUAAGAUAAGGACUCGCAAACAUCAGGUGCUUCUAGUCUGGAGGGAACUGGAAACGCCAAGUCGCCGGUAUUGGUGCAACUCCGCGCCACAAUGGAACUGAUUCAAGACACAUCACCAAAAAUAGGCAACAGUCAUCGGUUCCUGGAUAAGAUUGGCGAAGAAAGGAUCUAAUCGACUCGCGCUGGUCACUCCAUGCGAUGGAUGUGGGACGAUAGUGCAGACCUUCGAAUGGAGAUUUCGAACGAGGCAAAGAUCAAGUGGGGUUUGGACGCAUUAAAGGGGCAGGAAAAUAUAUCCGCACAUGUUUGUGACGCUGGGUUUUCGGCAGUGACGAAAGUGCCGAAAGAUAAGAUAUCGAAUGUGAAUACGCAUACAUGUACGAUAUGUGGUAUGUGGUGACAAGGCCAAUGACCAAUGCGAUCUGGAGACCGCUCUGCUGACUCAAGACGUUCUGGACGGUUCUGCUCACCGCUUUAUGGAUGCAUAAAUAGUAUUGCCUGUCAUUGCCGGAUGGCCGCAAGUUUGUGGCCCAACUUUGGGGUCCCGAUUGGGAGUCGGAACUUAUCUGGGAAUGCUUUCGUUAUGAUCGAGUCGGUUAUUCGAGUCUCGCCCCAUUAUGUCUGUCGUAAAUAUAUAGACCGAGUUCUCCGCCUAUCGGUUCCAUUUCGAAUCGGCGAUAAGCUCCAACACGUCUGCCUCUUGCAGCGUUCCCUGAUCCGAUCCGCAACUUGAUAUUUUGGAUUAUAAAACUGCCAAUUAAAAUCAUAUUUGAGCUAGUGCCCUGGAAUCUUUAACUGGGCUCGUGUUAAUCUGGCUUCGAGCACCCAACCGAUAGAAAAAUAAUUUAGUUUAUGGCCCUCUCGUCUGGGCCCGGCGCUUGACUCUACCGGCAAUAAACCCGACCGUGUGACCAGUGCACACCGGACUGGAUCCGGAGAUCUGAACCCAACCGCGGAGGCCAGAAGAACAACCAGGAGGAGUUGCAGGCGUCACUCGUUGGAGGCGCCGGCACUAAGACCUUUUCCGAGACGCGAGCGCCCAGCGGAACAGUCGCCACCACGACGUCGACAUCACAGCCGCCGCCGCAAGCUGCGCCGCUGUCACCAGCCGAGCACUUGGACGCCAGCGCCGACGAUCGCGGGCGUGUCUACAAGCUGAGAAAGAAGAAAUACCUAGACGCGGCGCACAUAACGUAGGCAGGAGUGGAGAAGUUCGGAGGAAUCAACGGAAUUGGGUCGGAGACGGAACUGGAAGGAAACCAAAGCUAAAAAAGGUGCUAAAGCUACACAACGGUGCGAGGAGUUGGGAUUGGCCACAUAGAGCUUAUAGCCACACCAAAAAGGAGGAGAUCAUCGAAAUCCAAAGCAAAGCCAGCAAGAAGCAAAACGAUGCCUGUGCAGUCGCCCAUCGAGAUCAGUAACCGUGCAAUUGAGCACAUAGACGAUGUGGACCCGCUGGAGUACCACGGCCACUGGGAGCCAGUGGGCGUGGCUCGGGUUCAGAACACAGGUACCUCCGCGAUGGUCACCUUCAGCAAGCGAAAGCAACAGCCGUAUAUCAUCGGUGGAGCGCUGGACACCAACAAGUACGUGUUUGAACAGCUGCACUUUCACUGGUCGGACUCGGACGAGUCCGGGUGCGAGCACACUCUUGAGGGCAUGAAGUACUCGAUGGAGGCCCACGCGGUCCACUACAACGCCAAGUACAAGGACUUCACCGAGGCCAAGAACAAGCCAGACGGCCUGGCCGUGGUGGCCUUUUUUAUCCAAGCCUGCGGCGAGAAGGACUGUCCAGAAUUCAAGAAGAUCACCGAGGGCAUCCGGAUUGUGCAGAAGAUCCAUACGAGUGCUUCACUGGAUUCCGAUUGCCUAUCGUGGAUUGGACUGCAGGAGUUGAGCAAACACUAUUACACAUACAAAGGAUCUUUGACGACGGCGCCGUACUUCGAGAGCGUCACCUGGAUCAUUUACCGCACUCCCAUCUACGUGUCGCGCGGUCAGGUCAGUGUAUUUCGCAACUUGCAAUCUUGUCCCAAAGACGAAUCCAAAAAGAUAGUCAACAAUUAUCGAGAGAUCCAACGCCCCCACAAGGAUCCGGAGAUCUUUUUCGCGCGCAACACCAACCCGAAGUCCAAGUUAUGAUGUGCUUGCCAUGUGGUCAUUCCCCCCUCUUCCGCGCCGCUUCCCAUUGCCCCCAACCCGCACCUGCUCCCCUAAUUCCAAUCUCCAAGAUUUCUCCGCCCACGAAAAGCUAUAUCUCCAUGCAUACUACUAUUGUUUAUGGUUGUCUGUCAGCUGCGUUUGUUAAUUGCCUCAUGUACAUAGGGUUAUAUAUAACUAAUAUACAUAUAUAUUAUAAUAUAUAUAUUCAUACUUAUACAAAUAAUCGAAGUAGCUACGAUACGUUAACGUGUAUGAAUUCAUUUUAGUCAGAACACGCAGUUGCCUUGCAUUGAAUAUUUCAGAGAAAUAUCGGGCACAACUACUUAAGACAUCUACAAGAGACAUAAAUUUACCACUUAAGCUUAAGUUAAAUAAAUGGUAAAAGCGAAAAGAAUGAAUAAGAAUGAGAGAGCAAGUCACACACGUACACAUCUUUUCUAUGUCAAAACUGAAUUUUUUUUAAUGUAUUAUAGAUGAUCGAACCGUAAUUGUUUGUAAGAGCUCUUACCCAUUCGUGUGUAAUUUUUUUCGUGAUUAGUUGUAACUAAUAAACAAGUACGCUGAUAACUCCUACAGUCU
This is a messenger RNA of Drosophila ananassae, 3587 nucleotides long. RefSeq names its product carbonic anhydrase 2 (gene CAH3). Gene Ontology annotation, molecular function: zinc ion binding; carbonate dehydratase activity. Gene Ontology annotation, cellular component: cytoplasm. The coding region runs from base 2235 to 2987 and encodes 250 amino acids. The transcript has 6 exons. Lineage: Eukaryota; Metazoa; Arthropoda; Insecta; Diptera; Drosophilidae. The record is from RefSeq and is a predicted model, not a curated record.